CCUUCUCACAGUCAACGUCAUCAUUGUUAUAAUUGUGAUAAGAAACACUUCCUGGAAUAAUGGACAGCCGCUCUGGACGCAGUGUUGCUUUUAUCUGACUCCGCUGCUACUGUACCGGCAAAAACAAAUAAAGUAAUACAUCGGGACAUUAACAAUACAUUUAAACCGACUCAGGAACCUGACAUGACAUUAAACAGUGGAGAACCCCGAAGUCCAGGCAAGAAGUUUGAGCGACAUCAACGAUGGACGGGAACAGGAGAAAGCCGCUGAGCAGGCCAUGUCAUCGGUUCGUGUUUUAGUUUGCGGAGGAAUAUAUAACAGAUGGAGGCUGCCGUGGAACAAUAAUCUGACUAUCAUGCACUUUUUUUCCAGAAGGCAGUGCUUGGCCUUCUUUUUCAUAGUGGUUUUUGCUUUCAUAUUUUUUGCGCUACAGAACAACAAGUUCAUUGAGCUCAGAAAGCAACAAGUUAGCCCCACAAGCAUAUUGACAGUUACCAAUGGCUCGAAAAUGCAACAGGGCGUGUGCACCUUUAAGCAACUGCCCCCUAAGGAGGCUGAAGAGGAACGCCUCAUACUGGAAUCCAUUGCUUGGCCGGAAAUCCCACCUUGGCCCACUCCUAUAUCCAUAGAGACCACCUGUGAUCCAGCUCAUAGCUCCUUUACCAUCUUACCAAGGAGAGGAGGAGGACAGUGGCAGAUAGGGGAUCAGCUGAGGGUCAUGAUCAAAAUGUCUGACUUCAAAGGCCGCCCCAAGACUUCGGGGGGAGCCUUCUUACUCGCACGGCUGAAAAACUCCAAGCUUCAAGCGGGCGUGGUUGGAAAAGUGGUGGAUCAUCUCAAUGGGAGCUACUCCGCUGUAUUCUCAUUGGUCUGGGAAGGAGAUGCAGUGGUUGAGGUAACAAUGGUUCAUUCUGCUGAGGCCAUCGCUGUGCUGCAGAGGCUGACCAGGGAGCAUCCUUACAGGACUGCUUUUAAGAGCAUCUUCCGUUCAGGAGCAGUUUCUGACACCACCAUGUGUGGGGUCUGCCUGCAGCCCACCCCCCUGCCGCUCUGCAACUUCACCGACCUUCGUACAGGCGAGCCUUGGUUCUGCUUCAAGCCAAAGAAACUGAGCUGUGAAACCAGGGUCCGUCACUUGAGGGUGGACAUUACAAAAACCCGCUUUCUCAAGCCCAAGGAGGAGGAGCUCUUUCGCAAGUCUGUCAACAUGAAAGUCUACAUUAAGGCUUCAGGACCUGCCUUUGUCAGCGUGGUUCCAAAAAAAGAAGAUCAACCAGAGGCGAAGAGCCUCAUCUUGAUACCCGGACCCAGCGGCCAUUACUACAAGGGUGUGUGGAAGGCACAAGGGAGCCCCACAGUUCGCCAGUUUGACGACCCUGCCAUCAGAGAGUGUCUGAAGGCCAAGAAACUCCACCUUUACGGAGACUCCACCAUCAGGCAGUGGUUCGAAUUCUUCAGCCAGAAAAUACCAGGUCAGUUCAACCUUCACGUGGAUGUGAAAGUUGGCCCCCUGAUGGCCGUGGACCAUGCGGACAACAUCCUGAUGACGUACCGCUGCCACGCCCCCCCUCUCAGCUUCACCACGGUCCCGGUCAGCGAGCUGCGCUACAUCGCCAACGAACUCGAUGGCUUGAUUGGAGGCGCAGACACUGUUGUGGUUAUUGGCGUCUGGGCACACUUCGGCUCGUUACCAAUAGAGCUUUACAUCCGGAGGCUGCUGAGCAUCCGCAGUGCGGUGCAGCGGCUGCUGGACCGCGCUCCGGACACCGUGGUCAUCAUGCGGAGCGGACACCCCAGAGAUAUGACCCUUUAUAUAUCGCAAUCAUACAGCGACUGGUACUCCAUGCAGAUUGAUCGUGUGCUCAGAUCCGUGUUCAAAGGAGUGAAUGUUCACUGGGUCGAUGCCUGGGAGAUGGUUGUUGCCAAUGACUUGGGUCACAACAUCCACCCGCUAACUCCCAUUAUUAAGAAUAUGAUGGACGUUCUGUUGACCCACGUAUGCCCCAUAAAGGGUUGAUCGAUUUCUGUUCAUUUAUACAAAUUAGGAAAAUUAGGACUACUCUAAUUCAAUCAGUGGGUUAAACACAUGAAACCUCAGUAAUAAUCUGAUACAUUUCAUUUAUAUAGCACACUUUAAAAACAACGUCAUCUCAAGGUGCUUCACAAUGCUAUAAGGAGAAAUUAAUAAAACAAAUACGAUCAAAAGUUAUAGUAAUAAAAAUGUUUAAAUCAUCAAUGAAUAAACGUCUGUCACUUUUAAUAUUCUCCCAACAUCACAUCCAUUUAAAUGUUUCGGGCUAACCUUGCAAAAUUGCCAAGUGGGAACAUGUCACAUGACUAUGAGCUCAUAGGAUAUUUAUUGAACUGGUGAAUACUUCAUUUGUAAGUAAGACAUGGAUAUAUAUAUUUAUGACGAUAUACCUCGUCGGUUUGAAUGCUUCUCAUGUUGGUCGCAUUCACACCAGCCUUGUAUAGUCCGGUUGAAUCGAACCCUGGUGCGUUUAGCCGCUUGGUGCGGUUCGUUUGGGUUGGUGUGCAGUGGCGGAGCUGGGGGGUGGCUGGGGGUGGCCAUGGCCACCCCCAGCUUAAUCCUGGCCACCCUAUUGGCCACCCCAAACACCCUCACCACAGGGGCCCAAACAAUUUUAGAACAUUAAGAAAAAAAUGUUUAAGUAACCUUUCAUCAAUCAUCAAUAAUUAACAUUAAUAUAACGUUAUAUUGAUAAUGUACUCACUAAACUUACAAUUAAUUUAACUAAUUUUCUUCCAAAAGUGAAUUAUCCAAAGCCUCUGUACACCCCCUUCUAUUUACAUGUAAUGGUUUGGUCCCGCCUCCGCCUCCAAACGGCACUUUCUAGCAGAGAGUGAGAGCAUGUGAGCAGGGAUGCUAGUACUUACGUGUGUACGAUGUCUCAAUGACUCACAAAGUCAGGCUUUCAAAAAGCAAAGAAAGGAGAGAAAGAAAAGAGAGAUGGACUAAAGGGCGACAGUAUGUCACCCAGUUUUUCAAGAGAAAAGGUGGGUGUGGUCCAUGAGUGGUGGAAAUGAGUCUGUUAGCUAAGCGUAGUCCAUUGUAAAUAAUACUUUUUAUG
Trematomus bernacchii (emerald rockcod) is the source of this 3092-nucleotide messenger RNA. Its product is annotated as NXPE family member 3-like. NCBI's taxonomy places the organism in Eukaryota, Metazoa, Chordata, Actinopteri, Perciformes, Nototheniidae. The coding region runs from base 278 to 2017 and encodes 579 amino acids. The record is from RefSeq and is a predicted model, not a curated record. The transcript is spliced from 7 exons.